Molecule: messenger RNA, 1403 nt
Organism: Chenopodium quinoa (quinoa)
Lineage: Eukaryota; Viridiplantae; Streptophyta; Magnoliopsida; Caryophyllales; Amaranthaceae
Product: malate dehydrogenase, cytoplasmic
Exons: 7
Coding region: 112-1110 (332 amino acids)
Biological process (GO): oxaloacetate metabolic process; tricarboxylic acid cycle; malate metabolic process
Molecular function (GO): L-malate dehydrogenase (NAD+) activity
Source: RefSeq, a predicted model, not a curated record
CGGUUCUCAUUUCUCUCUCUUCCUCACAUCACUUCUCAAAACCUUUCUUCUCCACUCACCUGCUCGACUCAUCUCACUUUCUCUCUCCUCCUUCGAAUUCGUCGCACUAAAAUGGCCAAAGAACCAGUUCGCGUCCUCGUCACCGGUGCCGCCGGGCAAAUUGGAUACGCUCUUGUUCCCAUGAUUGCUAGGGGAGUAAUGCUCGGCGCUGACCAGCCUGUUAUUCUACACAUGCUUGAUAUCCCACCUGCCGCUGAGGCUUUAAAUGGAGUUAAAAUGGAGCUGGUGGAUGCUGCUUUCCCCCUUCUUAAAGGUAUCGUUGCUUCAACUGAUGCUGCUGAAGCCUGCAAAGGUGUAAAUGUUGCUGUCAUGGUUGGUGGCUUCCCAAGGAAAGAAGGCAUGGAGAGGAAGGAUGUGAUGGCAAAGAAUGUGUCAAUCUACAAGUCUCAAGCAUCUGCUCUUGAGCAACAUGCUGCCCCCAACUGCAAGGUUUUGGUUGUUGCCAACCCCGCCAACACCAAUGCCUUGAUUCUAAAGGAAUUCGCUCCAUCAAUCCCAGAAAAGAACAUUUCAUGUCUUACGAGGCUAGAUCACAACAGGGCUCUUGGCCAGAUUUCAGAAAGACUUAGUGUUCAAGUAUCUGAUGUUAAGAAUGUGAUCAUCUGGGGGAACCACUCAUCAUCCCAGUACCCUGAUGUGAACCAUGCAACCGUGAAGACUCCUAGUGGUGAUAAGUCUGUGCGUGAGCUUGUUGCUGACGAUGCAUGGUUGAAUGGAGAGUUCAUUAGCACUGUGCAACAACGUGGUGCUGCCAUCAUCAAAGCAAGAAAGCUCUCCAGUGCCUUGUCAGCUGCUAGUUCAGCUUGUGAUCACAUCCGUGACUGGGUUCUUGGAACCCCAGAGGGUACUUGGGUUUCUAUGGGUGUGUACUCUGAUGGCUCAUACAAUGUACCAGCUGGAAUCAUUUACUCUUUCCCAGUGACAUGUAAAGAUGGAGAAUGGAAAAUCGUCCAAGGACUUCCUAUUGACGAUGCAUCAAGGCAGAAAAUGGAUGCAACUGCAGCAGAGCUUGUUGAAGAGAAGGCUUUGGCCUACUCAUGCCUGGCUUAAGCUCAGUCCCAUUUCCCAAUGUGUUCAGUUUAUGCGAGUAGUAAUAGUAAAAUUUUGCAAUAAGCCCUUUGUGAGACUAUUGAGUGGCUCUGCUUGUGGCAGACCAUUACUCUCGAAGACUGAUUUUUGCAAGGUUUCUUCUAAAUUUAUAGGCAUUGAAGAAUUUGCAUAGCAGUGAGAUGAUAAUCGGAGGGGUGUUGAGGCACAAUCCUCUUAUCUGUAUCAUACAUUUGACAUUUAUGUGAUUUGAUCCUUCUAGUUUCUAAAUCCCGAAUGGCGAAUGCUAUUCUUUC